Oenanthe melanoleuca is the source of this 2592-nucleotide messenger RNA. RefSeq names its product fetal and adult testis expressed 1 (gene FATE1). Lineage: Eukaryota; Metazoa; Chordata; Aves; Passeriformes; Muscicapidae. Bases 207 to 1013 code for a protein of 268 amino acids. The transcript has 8 exons. The record is from RefSeq and is a predicted model, not a curated record. Gene Ontology annotation, biological process: positive regulation of mitochondrial fission. Gene Ontology annotation, cellular component: peroxisome; mitochondrial outer membrane.
UACCAGGGGCCGGGCUCAUUACCGGGGGCCGGGCUGUCCCCGCCGGCACCGCCCCGUCCGGAGCGGGCGCGGCUGUUUACAGGUCCGUCAAGUUGCGUCGGUCUGCGAUAAAACUUAGUCUCAGAGCCUGCUUCUCACCCCUUCCCAUCCCUCUGUUCCUGGGGAGCUGCAGUGGUUUCACAAGACAUCUGAGGACACCUGCAGAGAUGUGGCCACUUUGGGGGCUGGACCUGAGCCGGGGGCACUGUGACCUGCUCUUCACAGAAGCCAUCAACCAAAGGAUGCAGGUUCCCAACAGGCUGAAGGUGGCAGAGAGCUGCAGCCCUGGGGACAGGAGGACAGGGACAGAGGAUGUCCCUGUGUCCUUUCGGAUGCACAUCCCUGAUAGGAUUUCUCUGGCAGAGAUACCAGACACCAGUUUGAGGCCAGUGCUGCUGAGCCAGCCGAGGAAGGUCCCCUCUGUGGUGGUGCACGUGUCCCCAGGCCCCCCUGGGGACGUUCCCUUCCUGCCCUCGGGCAGCAGAGGCAGCGCCCAGCGCCGCCGGCGAUCGGGCCAUCCCAGCAGCAGGUCACGGAGGGACAGGACCCCGAGUGACUGUGCCCAGCUGGCCUUGCACAGCCCAGGACAGCAGCACGAGGGGCCAGACUCGUGCCCCCUGCCUGCUCCCAGUGCCCCACUCCCCCUCCUCACCGAGGCAGGCAGGAUCUACUCCAUGCAGAACAUCUUCCAGACCAUGUGCCUGCUGGGCCAGGUGCUCUUCCAGCGUGUCCAGGACUCCCUGCGAGACCCAGCACAGUCCAGCUGCCAGGAGCCCAUCCCAGCUGCAGAGAGCGCCCUGGAGGAGGCUGGGGUGACAGAGGUGGCAGUGAUGAGAAGGCAGCUGGCCAGGAUCUCGGGGAGGCUGCGUGUGCUGGAGGAGCAGUGCCAUGCCUGGAGGCAGAAGGAGGCCCUGCUCUACUCUGUGAUGCUCUCUGCUUGCCUCAUCAACACCUGGCUCUGGCUCAGAAGAUGACAGCCCCUGCCUGACCUCCCCUGCUCACCUGGAAGAGGAGCAUUUCUUGUGUACUUGCAGCAGUGAAACUCUUUUUUCCUUGGCUAGGACUGCUGUCUGCACUGUGGGCCCUCAGGAAUCUGUGUCCUUCAUCCUUGAUGGCAGUGGAGGUGUGAGAAGCUGCUGUGAGGAGCUGAGGUCUUCCCAGAACUUGGUGGCUGGCACAGGAGGUGUCUGUUCUGUGCAGCUGCCCUCAGGCUGCCAGAGGAGAUGCAAACCUGAGGUGUUGGGUGUUUGUGGACAUGGGGUUCUGUUCCAGUCAUAGCCUGGUCCCCUGGCCACAUCCCACCUUGGACAUCUCAACUCUGACCCCAUAAAAGUUGUCAGCUGAUUGCUGUGGGCAAUUCCUCAUCUUCUCUAGAGUGACUGAGUGUUUCUAAACUUCUGCUGGGUUUUCUUCCUUUUUCAGCUGUUUGGUGGAGGUGGUACAGCCAGGUCUCCUGUGCCAGGAGUGGAGCUGGAGGGGCCAGGAGCUCCCAUCCCUGCAGCCACAGCAGGUUUGUUCAGUCCAGAGUGACUGUAAGAGCCUUGCUGACAUCUGGGCUUAUCCAGAGUCUCGAAGAGGUUUACAUGGGAAACCUCCCCAUGGUGACUCUGGGUUAUAUAACCUCAUGCCAACAGCAAUAGCACCAAACAGGUCAGGGAAAAUAGAUAUUUGUUAGGAGUGGGGGAGUGUCUCUCCCAGGUUUUACUGCCAGGCUGCAACUUCAGCAAUGCUGCAAAAACAUGGGUGAGGGAAAUCCCUGACCCAGAUGCUCUUUAGCCACAAACAAGGUCAGUUCAACAGCUUUUCUGUUUGUUUCCUUCUCUAGAGUUUAGUAACACUCAAUUCUGGGAUGACUUUGAGACGUUUUUGGUGGUUCAUCCAGCACAUCUGCUGGAGUUGUGCAUGCAGGCCCUGGGGGCAGGUUUUGGCAAGGCUUAACAGGACCUCUCUGUGUCACCUGUACCUAAUUAUAGCUGGAUCUACAUGUCAUCCAGAUGUCCCAGUAGCUUAUUUACAGACAUCAGUGCUCGGGUGUUUUCUGCUUGACACCGCAUCCAGCGUCCGUGACUGUGAAUCUGGCAGCUGGACAGUGGCUAAUAAAUAAAGUAAUUGCAGGUCUGAACCUGUGGCUGACUGCUGAGCUGGGAUUUAUUGGAGAUGAGAGCCAGGAUGGUGUGGUGGGCUCAGUGUGCUGUGCUGUGGCAGGGGGAUGUGCAGGAUGGGUGGCUCCUGUGGCCCAGGGAUGUGGUCAGGGCCACCAGAGGACCUUACACAACUGUUGUGUAUAAAGAGUGUGAGGUAAAUGGGUUUCUCUCCUUUGAGAGGUGUUUUGGAGGAAGGUGUUUGGGGUUUAUUUUGAGUUGUAUUUUAGGGUAGAAUGGAUGAAUUUGCAUGGCUUGAAGGUGUUUGGAGGAGAGGUGGUCAAACUGGACGUGUUCUCAUGGCAGGUUGUGGAAGAUAUAAUAUGACUUCUAUGUAAGGCAUAAAUUCUGGUGUGAAUCUGGAAACACUGACCACAAAAUGCAUAUUUUAAUAAACUCUGUGUGUUCUGGA